This is a messenger RNA of Nicotiana tabacum (common tobacco), 1116 nucleotides long. RefSeq lists its product as uncharacterized. The record is from RefSeq and is a predicted model, not a curated record. NCBI's taxonomy places the organism in Eukaryota, Viridiplantae, Streptophyta, Magnoliopsida, Solanales, Solanaceae.
AGGACAAACAACUCCUUCAUUUCAACCUCCAAUUAAUCCCACACCAGCACAAGCAACAUCCAAUAAGCGUGCUAAACAUGAGUCUUCACAUCAUUGAACUGUCGAUGGAAUAGAUUCACAUGGAGAUGCCAAAAGGCUCAAAUUGAAGACUAGAGAAGCAUUAAGUCUACCUCAGGGAGAAAGUGUUGUGGUGGAGUUUGAUUGCUUGGAUCCGAUUGGCGAAGCACAAGGCCUUCUUGCAGGCGUAUGUGGCUUUUUAGCAACUGACUGUACCAUAUUUCCAAUUAGCUUUGAUAAAUGGUCGGAUAUGCCUAAGUCAUACUUUAACGACUGCUUUAAUAACAUUAUAAAGUCUCAUUUCUGUUUUGUGACCCUUGAGGAAGUUGCACGAGAAUAUGUUUAUCGCUCUAUUGCAAAGAAGUGGGCUGCAAGUAGGCAGAAGUUGUGGGACGAGUUUAAAGACCCACUUAAAACCAAAGAUGAGAUUAUGGAUAAUGUUCCGGUAGGUAUUACUCGGGAUCAAUGGACUUUCUUUGUGAACUACCGUUCUAAAGAAGAAACUCAGGAAAAAAUUAAGCUAGCAGUGAGUGAAAGUACAGUGGAUGAGUCUGAAAUUUCUCCAAAUGAUGCUGCUGGUAAGGUGCUAGGCAAAGAGUAUCCUGGAAGGGUGAGAUGUUUGGGAUUAGGAGCUACUCCAAGCAAUACUUUCAGAGAGACAAAUCUUCGUCCUGGUAAUAUUAGAAUUGUGAGUAAUAAUGUCGGAUGUUCUUCUGGAUGCCAAGAGAAGUACAAUCAAUUGAUGAAUACUCUCAAAGCAUACAUGAUAAUGAAGGAAGGGUCAAUAGCAGAACAAUUUGCUGGGAUAUUUGCUUCUACUCCUACAACGCCGAGAGAUGCAACUAGCGGACCCGUUUCACUGACGGAUGCAAAAAGAUCUUCUAGCGCUAGUAAUCUCUGUGACAGCAAUUGAGAUUCAUUUUAAUUGAAGUGGAUGUAUUAGGAUAAUGUAAUAGCUGACUAAUAUAGAUGAUUAACUAUGUUCUAGUUUAGCUUGAUGACAUAUAAUACUACUUUGACAGUAUUUUUCAUGGUUAAUGAAAUGUUGAUGUUUCUUAA